AUGGAUUCAACAAACCUGAAAGAUGCGACGCCAUAUUUGAGACAAUUGGAGAGAGAUCUUAGUAAUCUCUACCUCCUACGACCUACCUCAGCGCAGAUCUGUGGCUGGUCUCGUCUUGUCGUCGGUGCCUCGAGGCACCGACCUAAGAAUCCACCUCGAGAUCGCCAAGAUACAACUGAACUCACAGCUAACAAUGGCAGAGGAGGACUACAACGAAGACCUAGACCUGCUAAAAAUGUCCCUUAAAGCUACUUAUCCCAUUCCCCUUCUCGUCCUCAUUCUCAUUCCACCACCACUACUACAUCUUCUUCGUCUUCGUCUGCGAUACUGAGGUCAAGUAAGCGGUAUCCUUCCCCUUUGCUCUCUCGCAUGACAACGAAUUCUGCUUCUAAUUUGGUUAAGAUGUCUUCCUCGUUUCCUAAACGGUCUCAAUCGGUGGACCAUCAUCGACACCGGUUUGCACCAAUGGAUCAUCAGCCCUGGCCAGGCGCUUCUCGGAGGGGAAACUCUGAAUCUGUUGUCCCGAGUUUGCUUUCUAGAAGCGUGGAUUGUGACAGUGAUGAUGGGAGGAAGCUUGGAUCUGGCUCUGUGGGAAGUUCAAUGUUGCAGCAUUCGCAGAGUUCUAGGGUUUCUGCUGAUGGGAUAUUGAAUUUAGAUGUGGGAGGAGGUUGUGAAAUUUUGGAAACGAGAGAUGAGAGUAAGACAAGACCAAGCACACUUCCGCGAUUGGGUUCUAGUGUUUUGUGUGACUUCACUGCAUCUGAUACUGAUGAUGUUUCAUCCGGUAGCACUACUGGUGCACAGGAAUGUGGUUUUGGUUUCAAUGGGGAGGUUGCGCGUAAUGCUAUGGCUUCUGCUAAAUUAUGGCAAGAGACUAAUAGCCGGUUAAGGCGGUUGCAGGAUCCUUUCUCACCUUUAUGCUCUAUCCCAAGUUCAAGAAUCAGUAGUAUCUCAUCAAAGUUCAGUCAAUUGAAACGAUUCUCUGGUGAUAGUCUGUUGACAUCAUCUCCUUGUGGUAUGGUUUCUCCAAAGGGUGCUGCUACUCGCCCUGCUUCACCAAGUAAGAUUUGGGCAACAGCUACAUUGUCUAUAGCUAGGGCACUUUCUAGUCCUUCUCGAGUGAGGAAUGGAGUUUCCGAACAAAUGAAUGCUUAUAGCCGCACCUUGCCUUCAAUUCUUUGUUUCUCUGCUGAUAUUAGGAGGGGCAAAAUUGGGGAGGAUCGAGUUAUUAAUGACCACUUGUUGAGGCUUCUGUAUAACUGUUACCUGCAGUGGCGGUUUGCCAAUGCGAGAGCAGACUCCACUUUCAUGGUACAUAGAUUGAGUGCCGAGAAAAACUUGUGGAAUGCAUGGGUAUCAAUUUCGGAACUGCGCCAUUCUGUUAGUCUGAAACGGAUCAAGUUGCUCUUGCUGAGGCAGAAACUAAAACUAGCUUCCAUCUUGAAGGAGCAGGUUGGUUAUCUAGAAGCAUGGUCUCUUCUUGACAGAGGCCAUUCAAAUUCUUUGUCAGGAGCAACAGAAGCCCUGAAAGCGAGCACGCUUCAUCUUCCAAUUAGUGGAAAAGCCUUGGUUGAUAUUCAAGAUCUCAAGCAUGCUGUUAGUUCAGCUGUUGAUGUCAUGCACGCUAUGGUGUUUUCGUUAUUCUCGUUGACAUUGAAGGUGGAGGAAAUGAAUUCAGUAAUGGCGGAAAUAAUGAAUAUCACUGCAAAAGAAAAGGUUUUGCUCGAACAGUGUCAAGGAUUCUUAUCAAAAGUAGCAGCAAUGCAGGUUACACACUGCAACAUGAAGACGCACAUAAUACAACUAAGUCGGAUAUAAACCCACCAACCUGACUUCACAACUGUAGAAACUGAUCUCCUCUGAGUUUACACGACCACUCACACCACUUUCACAACAUGAAUGAUUUCUGACAACGUUUUACAUUCCCACGGCCUUGCCUCGGAAUCCCAAAACCGCCUUUAUCGUUUUCAACCGGAUCAAGGUGAAGUUCUUUGGGAGUAUCUGUUCUGGCUGCACUUUGGAGUCGACGUUUCUUUAGUAUAAGUUCCUGCGUUGGAGAUUACAGAAGAGAAAGGUAAAAGAAUAGAAUGUGGUG
Messenger RNA from Camelina sativa (false flax), 2095 nucleotides. NCBI's taxonomy places the organism in Eukaryota, Viridiplantae, Streptophyta, Magnoliopsida, Brassicales, Brassicaceae. The record is from RefSeq and is a predicted model, not a curated record.